UCUUUUGCCAAAGUGAGGCUACUCAAUUAACCGUGCAGCGGAUCGAACCAUGUUUCCACUCAAUUCUGCCAUAUAUAACCCUGGAGUCGACUCUACUCUGAGCCCACUGGGGACUUCGCAGAGGCCACCUCGAGCUUCACUUUCCAAGCGAAAUCCCAGGACAUAUUCGGCCGGACACCAGCCCAAACAUGACAACCCAACGUGUUGUCCCAUCCGACCGCGAGGUCGCUGAGCUGCAGAGGGCAGAAGGGCAAACAACGGAUCUCAUCCGACAGGCCCAAGAAAGCGAUGAGACCGACCGAAAGUUAACAAUCCGGCAGGCCGUGAGCAAAUACAAAAAGGCCGUUUUCUGGGCCAUGUUUCUUUCGACUAGCCUAGUCAUGGAGGGUUAUGAUCUUGUUAUUAUAACAUCCUUUUAUGGGCAAAGCCAGUUCCAAGAGCGAUUCGGUGUAUACGACCCCGCCUCAGACAAGAAAUUGAUUCCAGCUGCGUGGCAGUCUGGUCUUUCAAACUCAGCCCUCGUUGGCCAGCUUGCAGGCCUCAUCGUUAACGCAACCUGCCAGGACCGGUUUGGGUGCCGGCCUACUAUGAUGUUCUUCAUGGGAUGGAUGGCAGUGGCAAUAUUCAUUCCUGUUUUCGCUCCAUCGCUUCAAGUUCUGGCCUUUGGAGAGGCGUUUUGCGGUAUAUCCUGGGGUGUAUUUCAGACACUAUCGACUACGUAUGCUUCCGAGGUCGUGCCUACUAUUCUCAGACCAUACGUCACAGCAUAUGUUUGUAUGUGCUGGGGUGGUGGAAUCCUUCUCUCAUCCGGGGUUGUCCGCGCCGUGGCUGGGCUAGAGGGUGACAUGGGCUGGCGACUUCCAUUUAUUCUGCAAUGGGUCUGGCCCAUUCCUCUAUUUAUCGGCGCAUAUUUUGCGCCAGAGUCUCCAUGGAACUCCGUUCGUAGGGAUAAACCCCACGAAGCAAGGCGGAGCCUAAUGCGUCUGUAUCAAAACAUGCCGGACAGCGAAGAACGAGCUGAACAGACCCUGGCGUAUAUCAAGUACACGACAGAGAUGGAAAGGUCCGAAACGGCCAAUGCAAGCUUCCUCGAGUGCUUCAAGGGAACUAAUUUGCGGAGGACAGAGAUCAAAAGUAAUUUGAUUUUCCAGAAUUGCGUCGUCUGGGCCGCCCAGAUACUCUGUGGGAAUGCCAUUCUCGGAUACUCGGUGGUGUUUCUCCAAGCCGCGGGUUUCAGCGAGCUGCAAGCGUUCAACAUCAACAUUUCAUUAUCGGCCUGCUAUAUCGUUGGUGGGAUCAUUUGCUGGUUCCUCUUCCCACAUGUUGGGAGAGCGACGAUCUACAUAAGCGGCUUGACCUUCAUGUUCUUUUGCCUUGUCACCAUCGGAGGUCUCUCCUGGGGUCCCGGGAAGGAUGCCCAGCUCGCGAUUGGAAUCAUAUUGGUGAUAUCCACACUAUGCAAUAUGAUUGCAAUCGGACCGACAUGCUACCCCAUUGUGGCGGAAACACCAUCUGGGCGCCUGAGGUAUAAGACAAUCACUAUUGGGCGGUUCGUCUACAAUCUGACCAGCAUCUUCUCCAACUCUGUCACGCCUCGUAUGCUUUCACCAACAUCGUGGAAUUGGGGAGCCAAAGCGGCCUUCUUCUACGCGGGCACCAAUUUACUCUGCAACAUAUGGUGCUGGUUCCGAUUGCCAGAAACUAAGGACCGGACCUUUGGAGAAAUCGACUUGCUCUUCACUCAUCGUGUACCAGCGAGGAAAUUCAAGUCCACUCAUGUUGACCAAUUCGCGCAUGGUGGGGACUACUUAUCCAAGGAGGAAUUGGAGCAUCGGGAGAAUGUGGAGUGAGCCGGCAGGCUUUUAUGAUUCGGUAUAUUGGUAGUGAUCGUAAUAGCGCAAAGAACUGUGCAGAUAGGUAGUUGAUAGCAAUUU
Aspergillus versicolor CBS 583.65 is the source of this 1934-nucleotide messenger RNA. RefSeq names its product putative MFS alpha-glucoside transporter. Lineage: Eukaryota; Fungi; Ascomycota; Eurotiomycetes; Eurotiales; Aspergillaceae. The transcript is spliced from 6 exons. The record is from RefSeq and is a predicted model, not a curated record. Gene Ontology annotation, biological process: transmembrane transport; carbohydrate transport. Gene Ontology annotation, cellular component: membrane. The coding region runs from base 189 to 1850 and encodes 553 amino acids. Gene Ontology annotation, molecular function: carbohydrate:proton symporter activity.